AUGCUCAUCACCGCCACGGCCAUGAAGAAAUCCAUCGCCUGCACAGCUUGCAGGGCGUCGAAGCGGAAAUGUAUCAAUACCGGCGAACCGCCCUGCGACCGGUGCAAGGGCCGAGGCGAUGAGUGCAUCUUCCCACCGCACUCGCAUGCCUCGGGCCUCUCCGCCCAGCGCGCCCGGGCUGGCCGGCGGGAGUAUCCCAUUGGGAGUCCCCUGAGUCUGGCGAGGAUCAAGCUCCAGGACUCGGCGCCGGCAACUCCCUCUUCCUCUGCCGCUCCUCUAGACAACCCCUUCAGCUACCUGACAGAUGAAGUCAAGUCGUGCUACGUGAGAUGCGCCUACAAGUGGUCCUUCCACCACACGCCCAGCCUGCUCUCCAGUAUACACAGGCAGACUCUUGAUCACUGUCUUGCAUGGGCCAUUCUGGCCAUUGCCGUGCGCUUCUCGCAGUUUUCUCCGACUGGCUACCCGAGCCAGAUUGAUGCCAGCAACGCGUUUGCCUCGCGCGCAAGGUCCCUCAUCCUGCCACAUGUGGAUGAGCCGACUCUGCAGCGCAUCCAGGUGCUUCUGCUGCUCACGGGUCACUCCUGGGGUGCAGGAGAAGGGAAGCGAGCAUGGUUCUAUCUAGGCAUGUCUGUCCGAAUGGCCCAGUCCUUGGGCCUAUUUGACGAGGAUCCACCGAGCCCCGACCUGUCCAGUGAGGAGUUCAUAGCAGCAGAGGAGCAAAGACGGACCGUGUGGACUUGUUUCCUCAUGGACAGUAUAUUGAGUGGCGGCAAAGCUCGAGACCGAACAUUGUCUGCUGAGAGGAUGAAUAUCCAACUUCCUUGUGACAUGGACACCUUUAACUUUGGCGAGCCCGUCAGGUGUGAGAUGCUGGACGGUUCUCUACCUCCCGGGGACGAUGUUCCUGUUGGAAAUCUGGACCUCAUUGGUUAUACGAUGCGUGUCGCUAACGUAUGGGGUGACGUAGCAAGAUGGGCUUGCGCAUCCCAUUCAGAUGAGCCUCCCCCGUGGAACCCUCAGUCCAGCUUACAGAAACUUCUCGCCCGGCUUGAGGACUGGCGAGCCUCACUGCCAAAGCGUCUCAGAUACAGUCCGCAUCUUCUCCGAGCACACUCCGUAUCGAACCAAGGCCAGGCGUACUGCUACAUGCACGCCAUCUACCAUGUGUCCAUCAUCUGUCUCUACCGCUCCUACCUCCCAGAAGUCGAGAUGGGCCAGCUACGCAACAACAAACCAGCAGAAUGGGAGCAGUGGUCGGUCAACUCGAGCGAGGAGCUCGUAAAGAUGGCAGAGCGGGUCUGCGAGAUGCUCCACGAAAUGCGAAACUUUGGUCUGUUCUUCCUGCGCGGGCUUGUGCCUUGCGUCGGGUUCGCGAGCUACACGGCCGUGGGGGCACUCCUGUUCUUCUUCCACUUCCCGUUUCCGGGGGCGGAGGAGGCCCGGAUCCAGUCUUGGCGGACUCGUGUUGUGGAAGGAUGCGAUGUUCUCAAGGAGAUGAGACAAGCAUGGCCCAUGGCCGACACUUGGAGGAACACUAUCCAAAGGAUGCAAUUCUUUUACUCCAACAUCAAAGCUGGAGGAGACACGACAGUAAGCAACACGACGGAAGGCAAGGCGCUGCACAAUUCUGUCAUCGACUACGGCGCCUUGCAAAACUCCCCAGUUGGCCAGCCUGACCACUCUGAGCCCGAGAAUAGCUCGAGCCAAGGCCAGGGCGCAACCCCAGAAGAUGGCCAGCCGCGGGCAUUUCCGGGGUUGGUCAUGCCGUCUCCUCAAAGCGAGUUCAGCAACGAGAAUGAAGCCGAGGCUGAGACAGAGGCAUCGGGUUUCGUCGGCCUGGAGCCAUUCGCGACGGAUGUAUCAAUGUUGUCUGAUGCGGAUAUGUACAAUACCAUGAACAUCGACAUGGACCUGGCUGUGCCUCCCAUGUUUGUCAAUGUUUCACAAGGAUUCUGGGGUGGCUUUCCUGAGGAAAUGGAAACGUAG
Messenger RNA from Clonostachys solani, 1989 nucleotides. Lineage: Eukaryota; Fungi; Ascomycota; Sordariomycetes; Hypocreales; Bionectriaceae. The record is from the annotation of a GenBank genome assembly.